This is a messenger RNA of Purpureocillium takamizusanense, 2648 nucleotides long. Its product is annotated as Omega-hydroxypalmitate O-feruloyl transferase. The record is from RefSeq and is a predicted model, not a curated record. NCBI's taxonomy places the organism in Eukaryota, Fungi, Ascomycota, Sordariomycetes, Hypocreales, Ophiocordycipitaceae. The transcript has a single exon. Gene Ontology annotation, molecular function: acyltransferase activity, transferring groups other than amino-acyl groups. Bases 464 to 2251 code for a protein of 595 amino acids.
CUGGCCUGACGGGCCCUUUCCCCCAGCUUUCUCCAUCCCAGACCCCUGCCGCAGCGGAAAGCGGAAGGGCGGUCCGGCCCAGCUCGACGGGCCGCGCAUGCAUACAUUACAUACUAAGUGACUUACAUACACGAAAGCAGGGUCCACGCUGCCUGUCAUGGGGUUGGCUAGAUAGAAGAGCAGACGGGCCCGGGUCUGGUCUGUCUGGUACGUACUGCGAGGUCUGACAUAAACCGAGACCGUCCUCGCCGGCGCCGCCUCCACAGUUGAGGUGAGGCCUUGUCUUUGCGAGAGCUCGGGCGCAUGCGCCGGUUGAGCCGCUUUCGCGAGUGACGGAGCUUUUUGUCCUUUUUCUCCCUUUCAUCUUGGGCCGGCCGCAGCUCUUGUGCGAUCGAGUCACGGCAGCAGAAACCGCGCUUGACGGCUGACGAAGAGACGACGACGCACGGGGCCCUUCUGUGUAAUGACCGGUCAAGGAUUUCGUUCGAUUCACAGCCUGGGUUUGGACGUGGUACAGUACGUCAGUCAGGUAUUUAGGCUGAAGCGUCAUCCUGGAGGCAGUCUUGCAUUGCCGCUUCCUUCACCACCGCCGCCAUCACCGUCGGAAAGCGACCCGCAGGUUUGCACAAUGACGAACGUGACCCGGCCUGCCGAGGCCUCGGACUACGGCACGCGGCAGCUCGAUAGCUGGAACCAGGCCGCCAUGCGCUCAUACGUGCGGCAGGUCUUCUGUUUCCCCUUUUGUGGAGGCGCCGACAGUCUUGGCGUUGAAAUGCUACGGUUGCAUCUCGCUUCUGCUCUGGCCAUGGCCUCGAAACGCUUCCCGGACUAUGCGGCCCGGGUCUUUCUCGAGCCUGGGAGCGCCGGCAAGGUGUCCAUCGGCAGGACCAGUGCGGACCAGGUGUCCCUCAGAGUCAUGGACCAACGGACGCUCUUUGGAUGGACCUAUCAGCAACUCAAGAUGGCAGGGUUUCCGGCCAAAGCCUUUGUUGACCCGUCGUUUACCGUGCCCUAUAGGCUACUUGAAGGCGGUCCAGGUAUACCCGUACUGGAGAUUCACGCGCGGGUGAUUGAGGGCGGUUUGCUCCUGUGCGUCUACUUGCAUCAUUCUAUCACGGAUGGCAUGGGAAUGACCAACUUUCUCUCCGUCUUUGCCGACUGCACGCGCCGCGUGUCGGGGCAUGACAGGUCUAAUGGGCUCAGGGGCUCCAACUUGGCUCCUGUCCGUGACGUGCCGAUGGAUAUAUACACAGACCUACCGGAGGAAACGACGGCGCGGCUCCUACAAACGGCCCCCUUCGAUGGCCUGAUGAGCCGCUGCCCCGAAUAUGGGACCCUGCCCAACCUAAACGGGCCAACAUCUCCGUUGAUACCGAGCCCUCCCACAAAGACGAUCCAAAAGACAGGAAGGAUAUUCAGGUUUAGCCACGCAAAGAUCGACGUCAUCAAGAGAGUGGCGCGGCAAUGGCGGUCGACACGUUUCGUUGAUGCCGAAAGCCGAUAUCCAUCUACGUACGCUUGCCUUGCCGCGCUGACCUGGGCCUUUUCAACCGCUACCCGCUUCGGAGUCGCGCGGAAAUUCAAAGUGCUUCGCGCAAAUAAGCGUGAGAGAACAACAACAACAACAACAACAACAACAGACGUGAACGGCGGGGUCCCUUGCCGCAUGCUCAUGCCGGCGACGUGGGCGAGUCGUGCCUUUCCAGAGGUGUCCAAGACGUACGCGGGCAACGCCGUGGCGAUGCCCGAGGCGAACGUCGGCUUGCGUGUCCUGUCAGACGCGGCGCGGUCCUCUCCUGAUGAUGCUGCCGCCGUCAAGUUGGCAGCCGCGGGAAACCCGUUGGGCGCCAUCGUGCACUGCAUCGAGACGGCCCUCGCCAGCAUCGACGACGGUUUCGUCGCCACCCGGACGGCCAUGUUUCGCGCGGCGCCGGACCCUCGCGUGAUCGGGGUCCGGCUGGAUGCGGCGGACCCGCGCGACUUCAUCUUCAACUCGUGGCGGCGAUUCGGCGCGGACACGGUCUGGGGGAUCCCGGGGACGGAGGCGGGCACCGGCGGCGGCGGCGAUGGCGUAUACCCGGACGCGGUACGCAGGGCCCAGGUGGCGUGGAACAUGGGCGCCGGAGUCAUCAUGCCCGGCCGCAAGGAUAGCGGCGUGUACGAGGUGUUGGUGACGCUGGAUGUGCCGUCGAUGGAGCGGCUUUGCAAAGACGACAACUGGAGGGCGUGGGUGGACGAGGUCAUGGAGUAGUUGACCGACUUUACACAUGCGAUCGGCCAGGGGGCCGCUGUGACAUUGCAUUGGACCAUGUCUUGCGCAUGCGUUCCAUGUCGCGGAACCAUGGGAGCUGGCUGAUCAGGCAGGAUAGCGGCUGACGCGCCUAUUAUGUUUGUCACAACAUGGGUGGGGGAAAGCCCCUCGGCCGUUUUUGCAUGUACGCGCCAUGCUGACGCCUGGCAGUAGUUCUGCAUCUCGUGCCGUUUGUCUGGGUUUCCAUUAACUUGAAAGGGGGAACGCCGGUUCGUGUCGAGGAUUUGCGUCAUCAGGCAACGGAACGUCGUCGCAAUAACAAGACGCAAAACCAAAGCUGUAUAUAAUGGAGGCGUUUUUCGCAAGGCAAUUGAGCGAUAGAAAUAGUACAAGAGGC